UAAAAAGCGAGUGUACGAAGGAUACCUUUUCAAAUCAUUGACAGGGUAGAAAACAUAUUCGCACGGUAGUAGCCUAAACGCGUCAGGCAUGCGCGAUAAGUGAUUCCGCGGUCUAUCACCAGACGACACAAGUUUCAACCCUCAGUCUGGCGCCGCGUGCGAGCGCGAAACGACGAGGGCGCAUUCUCGUUUCCGCUUGAUCAGAUUUCCCCCCACCGCGUAAAGAACGAUGACCCGCGAGACCCGCGUCCGCUACUCGAAAUCCGAUGAUGCCACUUGAAACUUCAAAAGGGAGACGAAGGAGCAACAGUUCCCGCCUAGCGUUAAAACAAAAGACUCGUUAGCUCGAAACGCGAUGAACAUUCCGGGCAGGGACAAGUGGACAGACUCGAAGGAUUCUUCGCGUUACCGCGCGGUUACGGUGGUGUUUCGUUAAACAUGUGACGGAGGUUUGCCGAAGCAAACAGCCGCAGUGAAAUGCAUGGAGUUUCGUCGAAAUUAACCAGUUCCAUCAUGACGUGACUGGGGCCCAGCAGCCCGCGCAGCUUGUUGCCCUCGAUGGCCGCGAUGAGUGUUCCGUGGUACGUGCUCCUUCUGGUCACGUGGUGUUCCGUAUGGGCAAACUUCGUGGACCAGAUCGAGAGGCCUAGGGAAUUGUUGCGUCACCAGCAGAAUCACCGGCCCUCGUUCAUCGAGCGCAGGCUGGUCGACCGACUGGACACGCACGAAGCCACGGAGCCUCCUGUCCACCUGGACGAGUUCGACAGUCAACCUCCCCGCAGGAGCAAACCGGAAACCAGCAUCGAGAGGCCGGCUACGCAGAUCAGACACAGUCGUUCCAGGAACCACUUCACCAGACAGGCCAAACUGGAGGAUCCGAAGGAGGACGCCUCCAGGUCCAGACACCCGGAGGCUGAUCCCGCUAUCACCGGAAAGGAUCUCAGAUCCUCGGGCACGAUCGACGAAAGGUCCACCGUGGAUCUGGACAAACUGCUCACCAGGUUGUCCGAGGCAGCCAAGGAGGGAAAGUCCCGGGCCACUCCGGUCCGCCAUAAAGGCGACUCUUUAAACAAGCUGAAGAAGGUGAUCGCCAGGAACAGGGCCCGAACGUUCGGGAACAGAACGGUCGGGAACAUGACGGACGUGUACGGUCACAUCGUCCGCGGUACACCCGAAAGGUACGACCUGGACAACCUGGAGGACUACGACGGCUACGUUGACAGCGACCUCGGCAAGAACAGUUCCGAGAGGGAGGACUACGAGGAUUACGGCAGCAAGGAGGACCAGGGUAGGCCCAACAAGGAACCCGUCCACGUGGACAUCGUGACCAGGUUCCUCCGCAUCAUCGAGAACCAACAUCUUCUGGGGGAGAACUGCACCGCGGGCACGGAUCUGAACUUGGGCGAGGGCAUCGUUGAUCAGUAUGCCCAGGAGAGGUUCAAGCUCGAGGCGAACCUCGCGGUGAACAGAGCGAAUAUGCUGACGAGGUUGUGGAAGUACGCGCCGGAAGUGAUGUUGUCCUCGGAGUACUUGCUGCACGCCAGUAUUCUGUCCAUGGUGGAGUUCGAUGAAGACAUCUUUGCCGCAGGGAAUUGCUACGAUAAGUUACAGUACAGGGACCGCUGGCUUUAUUGCCCGUUCGCUCAUCGACUGCAGGGGGAGGAUGGGAUCCUGGUGAAGGACCUCGCGAUCGAGUACAAGUACCUGAGCAACAGCAGCGAGUGGUUCUACAUUGCUAGGAAGAACGCGGAGAAGGUUAUUGCGAAUAAUGAUCAAUUCAGCCGUGGUUUCCACACGUACACCCUGAACGAAACCACGCACACAGAGAGGGAAGAGGACGAGAUACUGACAGUGAGAUACGAGGACGGCAGGUGGUCGAAACCGUACUAUGAUUGCGGGGGCGGGAACAUCUGGAUGCUGACCUACACCGUACCUUUCUUCGGAUACGUAAACGACACGUACUUUUUCAAAGGAACCAGUGGAAUCGAUAUAGAUUUACGGAGAUUGGACAUAGACCAAUGUCCUCUGCGGCCAGGAUCGACCCAGCUGAAUAUAUUCGCUGCGAGCGACAAGUGCAAAAAGCGAACAACGGAGUGCAUCGCCAUUCCUGGGCUAGGCUUUCGUCGAGGGAGCUAUCGAUGCGUUUGCAAACGGGGCUUUUAUUACCCGGACACGAAAUCAACCAGCCGAUACUACAAUGGCACUGUGAUCGAGGAGGAAUACGAGAAAUUGAUGAUGGGUGAAGAGAGUCAAUACGACGUGGACGGCUUUUUCGAGUGUCUUCCGUGUGCAGAGGGCUGCGAGUCCUGCGAGGACGAUUCUCCCUGUGUGGUUUCCUUGAACUGGUUGAUGAGAACGGCCAUUUUGAUUCUGGAAUGCUGUGUCAUUGCCUGUUUGCCGGCUGUUGCCCUUUUCACUUGGAAAUACGGAAACGUGAAGGUGGUACGAGCUGCCAGUCCGGUUCUUCUUCGUGUCAUUGUGCUUGGCGCAUUUUUCAUUUAUUGCACGACGAUAGUAAUGUACCCCCGUCCAAACGUUAUUACGUGCACGGUGCGAGUUUGGCUGCGAGAAAUUGGAUUUUCCCUCACCUAUGGCGCCUUAAUGCUCAAAACUUGGCGCAUAUCGGUGAUAUUCAGGGUGAAGUCCGCCAAGGCAGUGAAAAUAACGGACGGCAGCCUACUGAAGCGUCUGGGCAUCAUCGUGAUGAUAUUCAGCGUGUUUCUGAGCAUUCGCACCCUGGUUGCACCGCCUGUGGUCAUCGUCGCGCGCACAGCCGAUGAUCUGAAGGCUUAUCUCUGCCGAACCGACUGGUGGGAUCACAGUUUUACCACACUGGAGGUUAUGUUCCUGAUAUGGGGUAUCAGAUUGUGCAUUGUAGUGAGAAAAACACCGUCGGAGUUUAAUGAAAGCCGUUUCAUCUCGAUGGCGAUUUACAACGAAUUUCUACUCUCAGUCUUCCUCAACGUUUCCAUGUUUAUCAAGAAGCAUUCGAGCAUCGUAAAGAAACGGCCUACGAAAGUGCCUUCACGCCGCAAUCUUUCUGGUUGCAGGUUGUUCUUGCAGUCGCCGGCCAAUCCGGAUUUAUUGUACGUGAUAUUUUUCUGUCACACCCAGCUCACGGUGACGCUGCUGCUGUGCCUCAUAUUCGGCAGCAAGGCCUACGUGGUGUUCCGCAGCGGAGGCAAGGACGACUCGAAACACUUCGGGGCCACCGGGAAAUUUCUGGGAAAAAGCAGCCGCCCGGCGGGCACCAGCAACCAGACCAACUCCAUAUCCCUUCAGCAAGGAAACUUCACCGACGAGAGUGACGGUGCCACGGAAGAAUUUCGUCGUUUUAUCAACCAGCUGGAAGUACUGAAGGAGAAGAACGUUCUGCUGGGAAAUCAUCACUUGGUGAACAAGUUGGCGGCAAUGCAGGAGGCUGCUAACCGCGCCGAAACUCAGGUGUCCACGAUCCAAGCGAUCUCCUCGAGCAUGAGACUGAACGAUCUAAGUGGGUCCACGGCGAUCGCUGAGACUGAUGUCGGAGAACCUCACAAAAGCGAGGAGAAGGGUGGAGAGGUCAAAGAGGAGAAGAGGUGUCAAGCAUGUAUAGAGAAGAACGGGAUCAAGAGCAAGGAUCAAGGCUCCUCAAAGGACGCCGAAGUGCUGGUGGCUGUUGAGCCCAGGAAACCCGUGAGGACCAACGACGUUGCGGUAUCCACUUCCGGUAAGCCGACCACCACAGAGGACAUCGGGACGGAAACGCAACACGAGGAGAAAACGGGUGAGACGAAAGAUAAGAGCAAAAGCAAAUCCGGCCAUGCGAGGACACACGCCAUAGUCAUCAAUCUGGAUGACAAGAGCAGGUUCUCCGAAGAAGUCACCGUUUGAGGUGAUCGAACCUGUUCCUGUGAACUGUUUCAAUUAUAGUCUUCUAGUCACUUGAAUCUCGAACGGUGCGAUGCAGUGAAAUAACAUUCGAAUAACGAGGAGUUUCCUUUCUGUUGGAUAAGGGGUAUAGAUUCGGUUCUUUUCUCGAUGCUUGCGCGAAACGAAGGUUAUAUAUCGAUUGUAGAUGUAACAGUUCUGACGAGUUAUAAAAAUACAAAUUUUCUUGAAACGUUUUAUCUAUGAAACAUUGUGAUAUGCGCCUACGUGGGCGUUGGUUAAUGAAUCGAACACUAAAAAGAAACUUAUAAUAUAUGAUAACUCAAGAAAAUUGUAUGCCAUUGAAACUGUGUAUUCUUCAGGAAAAUACGAAUCGAAAAGCUCUUUACCGUUUUUCGAUCCGUUGCCUCGUUUGCGAAAUACACGCAAUCAAAGUUUGGAGUCUUACGGUCGCCAUUUUGAUAUGGCCGCCAUAUCAAAAUGGCGACCGUAAGACUCUAAACUUUAAUUUCGUGUAUCUCGGAAACGAGGCAACGGAUUUGAAAACGGUAAAGGACUUUUCGACUUGUUUUUUCACGAAGAAUUCACAGUGUUGACGGCAUAUAUUUUUGUUGACACGCUUUAGAUAGUCACAGACAUUUCUACAGAGACAGAAUAUGAAAUCUCUUGAAACAUGAUUUUCCUUUUCGUCGUAUAGAAAAGGGGAAAGCACGAAUGUCUUAGACACGUAUCGUUCGAAAAUUUUCAGUUCUUCGACUGGUAAAUAAAGGGGCGAAAGAAUGUUCAGUGGAGAAAUGAGCCGAAAUCUACGAUGCGAAGGAAAACGCGAUUUCGAGGAUGGAAGAAAGUUGCAAAGUCUAUUUCGAUGCAUUGUUCUCAUAAAUAUGCAUCACCGAUACCGUCCCAGAUAGAACAGGCUCCUCUUGUUUUCAUUAAAACUUCUCUAGUCUUCGGUAACUUCUCCAGUCAUGAAUAAACGUUGACAGGAAAAGUUUGUUAUCGAUUCGAAAUCAAUUGAGACCGAAUUUAAGCGUAAAUAAAUAUUGUUAAUAAAUUUCAUGGGUUACAAAUAAUGCAAUCGAUGCUUUUUAUUUCGUCCAGUUUCGUUCAACACUGAAACAAUUGUAGCAUAUUAAAUUUUUUACAUUUCACGGAUCUGUAUAUUGCACAGCGCAGCCUAUUUAACUUUGCAUUUUUUAAUCACGUACCGAUUCUAUAAAUGAAGGACUGAAUUUCGAUAAAUAUUUCCACGAAUUGGUUGAAAGCAAAUGUUACAUUUUCGACCACGUCGAGUUUUAUCUGGGACACACGUUCAUCAGCUACGAAAGUGAUCAGUCGAACCUCGCGAAGCUUUCUGUAAAUAUUGUCGUUAGCUGCUUAUUCGAAGUCUUCUGCCGUAUGUUAAGUCGAUUUUGUAAAAAAGAACAUAAAUAACACAGUAAGAGUCGAUCUGCGAAUGUGAGGUACGCAAUUGUUUGAUCGAAUUCAUAUUUCCCGCCGUGUAGUAUGGCGGACGCGGGAAAUUUGAAAUUUAAAAAUGGGGAAGCGUAGAGAACUUGGAACAUUUGAAGGUUUAGGGAAUUGGGGAUUUGGAGAAUUGGGAUUUGGGGAAUUUGGGA
Megachile rotundata (alfalfa leafcutting bee) is the source of this 5489-nucleotide messenger RNA. Its product is annotated as metabotropic glycine receptor. The record is from RefSeq and is a predicted model, not a curated record. Gene Ontology annotation, cellular component: membrane. NCBI's taxonomy places the organism in Eukaryota, Metazoa, Arthropoda, Insecta, Hymenoptera, Megachilidae. Gene Ontology annotation, molecular function: G protein-coupled receptor activity. Gene Ontology annotation, biological process: G protein-coupled receptor signaling pathway.